CAUAACACUUCCUCUGACAAAAGCACUGACGCUUCCCGCACCGUCUCAAGAGUCGAGAACACUCUCCCUCCAUAGUCUUCGAAACCAACAAGGCGCACGCCGGAAUCUUCUCAUGGCCGACGAGAAAGAAGCCGACUCGCUGCAGCCGCCGUCCAAGCAGCCCCGCCUCUCCUCCGCCGACUCGAACGCCGGUGCGGUGACGAUGGCGGUCUCGUCGCCGCUGGGUCUUGGCCUCGGCCUGGGACUCGGCGGCGAUAGCCGCGGCGAGCAGCAGGCCUUCCAAGCACGGGCAGCCGCGGCGGCGGCGAAAUCGGCGCUGACGUUCAUGCAGCAGCAGGAGCUGGAGCACCAGGUGCUCAUCUACCGCUACUUCGCGGCGGGGGCGCCCGUGCCGGUGCACCUCGUGCUGCCCAUCUGGAAGAGCAUCGCCGCCUCCUCCUUCGGCCCGCACCGCUUCCCCUCCCUGAUUGGGCUUGGGAGCCUGUGCUUCGACUACCGGAGCAGCAUGGAGCCGGAGCCCGGGAGGUGCCGCCGCACGGACGGCAAGAAGUGGCGGUGCUCCCGCGACGUGCUGCAGGGGCACAAGUACUGCGAGCGGCACGUCCACCGGGGCCGCGGCCGUUCAAGAAAGCCUGUGGAAGGAGCCCCCGCAGCCCCGGCGCACAGCGGCAGCAGCACCACCGCCCCGCCCCGCGCCAUCGGCUUCUCCCCCGCCGGCAUCCUCCACGCCACCCACAGCGCCGCCGCGCGCGCCACCUGAGGCCGACGGCCUCGUCCCAUCCCCACCGCGUCCGUCCGUCCGUCAUGGCGCGUCGGCGUGGGGCAAAUUCGUGCAGAAACGAAAUCCGCUGGGAUUUUGUCGCGUCGUGUAACUUUUUCUUGGGCAGCUUUUCAAACUAUAAACCUGCUGAGUUCGAUGGCAUGCGUCCCUGUGCGUGCGCCUGUGACACAUGUGUGGCAGGCAGGCGAUUGUUUU
Aegilops tauschii subsp. strangulata is the source of this 976-nucleotide messenger RNA. Its product is annotated as growth-regulating factor 10. Gene Ontology annotation, molecular function: ATP binding. Gene Ontology annotation, biological process: developmental process; regulation of DNA-templated transcription; DNA-templated transcription. NCBI's taxonomy places the organism in Eukaryota, Viridiplantae, Streptophyta, Magnoliopsida, Poales, Poaceae. The record is from RefSeq and is a predicted model, not a curated record. Gene Ontology annotation, cellular component: nucleus.